Molecule: messenger RNA, 2604 nt
Organism: Aplosporella prunicola CBS 121167
Lineage: Eukaryota; Fungi; Ascomycota; Dothideomycetes; Botryosphaeriales; Aplosporellaceae
Exons: 1
Coding region: 1-2496 (831 amino acids)
Biological process (GO): regulation of DNA-templated transcription
Molecular function (GO): zinc ion binding; DNA-binding transcription factor activity, RNA polymerase II-specific
Source: RefSeq, a predicted model, not a curated record
AUGAGCCACGCUCGCUCUCAGUCAUUCCUGGGGUCUCCGGUUUCAGAUAAUCGGCAACAAAUCGAAAAUGAACCAGGGAAUUUUGACAACCAAUUCUGGUCAGACAUAGGCAUAGAAGAGUUGCCCGAUAAUGUGACCCGCCCUCAUACACCAUCCAGUCAGGAGCCGGCCCUUGGCGUUUCGCUCUUCGGUGGUGGACCAUUGACCACUACAUCUGACACCACGCAAAUCGCAACGCAUCCUAGCGAGGGAAGACAGCAAGCUAUUGGCAGCUCGCAGCUCGAGGACAUUGUCGAGGAACUUUCACUUUCGCCAAACGUUGUCAGAAGUGAUGAUGCGACAAACAAGAUCAGAAGGGGAAGUAGCACAGGACUCACUCCUCAGCCUUCUCAACCCACUCCCACAAACCUUACGCUUGAUCCUACACUUGGAACACAGAUCAUAUCCUCAUCAGCAGGGUAUCUUGGUUCUGCUGAAGACAAUACUCAAACGCCAACAGACCCUUCCGGUUCGAGCUCGAGCUCGAGCAGCCCAUCACCGUCCCCGGAGCGACAGCAGAUUAAGUACUCACUCCGCGAAAGCGCACGCAACGGUAGCCAUGUAGUGAGGACUACGUGGUACGACCGUGAUGACAGUGGAACGUUUGAUCCCAACGCAGAACGGCGACGCAAACAACAGCCGAAGAAGAGGGCUACACUGCACCAAGUUUCAGGAAAUGAUCUCGAUGAUGAUGAUGAUGAUGACCAAGAUGAUGGUGUGCCUAGGCAACCGAAGGUUUCUUCAUUGCUCAACGCCCGACAAUCUGGGCAAUGUUGUAUUGUCACACUUAACCUGGGCUUCGAAAAGGGAAGAGAAUUACUUUCUCAACACUCGGACAACUGGCCUGAAGAGCAUUUGAACAUACUCAAUGACGAACACAUCUGGAAGGAUAUUGACCAACGCCAAGAAGAAGUUGGCAGCUUUGGUCCAGUCUUGCGACCCCGUAAGAGAUACGUUCGCUACGAUUGCCCAAGCGAAGAGGAGCCUCGAUUGCCCGCCAUUCCUGACCCUAAAGGCGAGCAUGAAGACUUACGUGGGCAUCCAUCUGCGCGUGGCUGUAUCAGGUGCCGGAUAAAUGGCGAGGAAUGCACCAUGCGGAAGACUGGUAACACUUGGCCGUGUGUCCAAUGUAUUGAUGCGUUUGGAGGAGAGAAAUAUGUCGAUUGCGAGCUUAUUAUCCCGCCUGCUAAGAAACAGGCUUGCGAAGGCUGCCAAGACCGUAUGGAGGAUUGUUCUUACACGCAGAACGAAGACGAUCACGACAUUCCCUGCGAGCAAUGUCUUGGUGAAGGCAUGAAAUGCAUUGCAGGGCCCGCUCGCGAAGCAUAUCCUUACCGCGCCACUUACACUCCACCUCCCGAAGCCGAAUACAUCCCGUUCCGUCCAUACGUCACCUGCACGGCAUGUCGGCAAGUCAAGAAGAGCUGCUCGCUAAAAUCCAAGACUGAUCAGCCACCAUGCAAGGCUUGCAAGAAAGCAAAGAUUCCUUGCACUUUUGAGAAGAUUAUCCCCACUAAUCCUGGAAAGAGACGCAUCGACGAAGUUGUGAGCGGCCAGGUUGAGGAUGAGGAAGACCAGCAGCAGCAGCCCUUCGAACAAGAUGAGCCGGAAGGAGUGAAGUCUCCACGGAAGCGCCGCAGUUUGGUCGAGGCACCCAGCACAAAUACGCCAUCAUCCACCGAUACUAAUACAAACAAGGACUCUAGUCUGACUAACACCAGUACUCCUGCAUUCAGCUCUGUCAACAAGCCCCCGCCUCCAAAGCCACGAUCCGAGGUUUUGACUGACGCUGAUGGGCACAGAGGCCCGCUCACGGUUAUCCUCACCAGCAUGGCACAUCCCAUUAGAUUCAUGCAGCCUCUGGGCAACUGUAACUGGUGCUCGAACAUAAUGUUCAGCCUGUUCGGGCUGGAAUGGAAGCAGCCCACAGUAAUCGCAUGGUACGACGGGCUGGGCUACACGGAGCUGCAUGACGGGCACCGCGAACUCGGACUCAAAGCCACCGUUAUGUGUACGGAGUGCACAAUGGAUAGAGUUGGAAUCCUGAGCUGUCCCGGACAUCGGAUGCGGGCACUGCGUCCACCUUACUUGACCCCGGAGCAAGUGGAAGAAGAGCUCUCAGCAGCGCUGUCGCGUCUCUUCGAGAGCGCGCUCCUGCCCACCGAUCGCUGGUGCAAUGUCUGCCAGUCGCCGGCAAUUGUCGAGUGCUGCACGGAGCAAGACGCAGACAAAUGGGGCGACCCGAUCCAGCCGGGCAGCCCAGAAGCGGUGGGUUGUGGGCUCUGUCUCUGCGAGACGUGUGAGGGGCGGUUGGGCGCUCUCGGCGGCGAUUUGCAGGCCGUGUUGCAGGAGAAGCUGGCGGAUGAUGCGGGGGUACGCGAGGCCAGAGCCGACGCCGGCUUCUUGCUGUAUGAUGGCUUGCUGAUGAAGAAUGUGCUGGCGCAGGCGAACAGCUAGGCGUUGGGCUCUGCUUCUCGUUCUGGAAGUAAGCGGUUAUCGGGUUGAGCGAACAUGGGACAUGGGAUUCUGGGAGACUGGCUGAGCGGGAGCGGGAGCUAUUCGGCG